CAUCACUCGUCCCUUGAUCCUUGAUCUGUUAUCCGUUAUCCAUACAACCUCUCUCUCUUUUUCUCUGUGUGUCUCUCUCGACGCUUUGACUGCUGCACCCUCCAAUUCUCUACAAUAUUGAACACCAUCUCGACUUCUUCUACUCUACAAGACAGAUCAAAUUAUCCAACCAUGGCGCCCGUGGCCAAGGAAUUCGAGCGAAUCAUCAAUACCGCCCGCGAGCGCAAGAAGAAUGAAGCCCUCGCCGAUAAAAUCUUCUCCAAGGGCCGCCGCCAGAGUGCGCCGACCAACUUGAAGGGUGCGCAGCCCGGAGGAUCGCUGGCCAGCCGUGUCGGCGUCAAAAAGACCCAACCUCAGAACAAAGCCACAGUCUCUGCUCAGCGCCGUCGAGCAACCAUCCCUGCCGGCGACGUGAACGGCGAGUGGACUCACGACCUCCACAGCUCCGUCAACCGCCCCAACACCUCCUCCAACGCUCCCCUCAGCUCCCGAAUAACCCUCCCCGGCGGCCCCAAGAAGACAGCCGCUCAGAAAAAGGCCGCCAGGCUGGCCGCCGCCGUCGACCGCAUGGACACGGACGAUUCCGUCAGGCAGCAGGUCAACAUUGUCAAGAAUGGCAAGUCGCAGAGACCAGACGCCGGCAUGACGAUCCGGGGGCUUGCGGGCCCGUUUGCCGUCAUGGGGCAGAACUUUGCGCCGGGCACGACGGCCGCGGAUGUCGAGAGUGCCAUGACGCCGGUGGGUGGCGAGAUGGUCAGCUGCGAAGUCGUCAAGACGCAGCCCUUUAUGAUUGUCGAGAUGGUGUUUGCGUCGAGGGAGGGCGGAGAGAGGGUCAUUGAGACGUUCAACAACAAGACUGCCGACGGCAGAAUCCUCAAAGUCUACGCCAAGCCCGGCGGCUACAAACCAAGCCGCGACUCAGCAUCAGGACGUCAGUCGUCGUCACACCGCGACCAGGUCGUCGACGGCUCCAUGGGCUUCCCCGACAACGACCUCAUGGACACGGAGAACGUGCCCCCCUCGACCAGGGGCAACAGACUGCACUACGACGGCGGCAAGAACAACUCCGCCAACAAGCGCGGUCGUGGGUUCCAGAAGGGCUCUAACAACAACGGACGAUAGAGUCGUUCAUCGUCGAGGGAGUACCGGGGGAGGAGAUCUGUACCAUAUUGAAAAUCCCAGUUUUUUUUUUACAAAGCCCGAAAUCUCUCCUCCCCGGUGGCGUGGAGGCUUUUUUUUAUUACUUCUUUGUAUGUUUUAGGAUACAACGGCUCUGGGAUAGGGGAUAAUUGGUGAAAUAAUUGAGCGUUUCUUUUUUCUUUUCAGAGCAACUGCCGUGGUCAUUGGUAGCGUCAGUGAGGUGCAUUGCUUGCGAAUCUAGGGAGGGCGGCAUGAAUGAAUGAAACCCAACAAAAAGCAGAAAUCACGAGGCUAAAUAUAUAGAAAUACAAUCAAUGCAUAUCAUGUUUUUUGGGUCA
Trichoderma harzianum CBS 226.95 is the source of this 1478-nucleotide messenger RNA. RefSeq lists its product as hypothetical. The transcript has 4 exons. The record is from RefSeq and is a predicted model, not a curated record. NCBI's taxonomy places the organism in Eukaryota, Fungi, Ascomycota, Sordariomycetes, Hypocreales, Hypocreaceae. Bases 172 to 1122 code for a protein of 316 amino acids. Gene Ontology annotation, molecular function: nucleic acid binding.